AUGGGCUGUGGGAGCAGGGUGGGCUACCAGGACGUGCUGGCGAAUGAUGGAGCAGCUGGAGAGAAGAGGUCCUCUGCAGACAUGAAUUGGACUGGUUUAGAUGAAGAUGAAGAUGCACACGUUUGGGAAGACAAUUGGGAUGAUGACAAUGUUGAAGAUGAUUUUUCCAAUCAGUUAAGAGCUGAAUUAGAAAAACAUGGAUACAAGAUGGAAACCUCAUAG
This is a messenger RNA of Chaetura pelagica (chimney swift), 222 nucleotides long. It is a transcript of the gene SEM1, whose product is annotated as split hand/foot malformation (ectrodactyly) type 1. Gene Ontology annotation, biological process: double-strand break repair via homologous recombination; proteasome assembly; mRNA export from nucleus. The record is from RefSeq and is a predicted model, not a curated record. The transcript is spliced from 3 exons. Bases 1 to 222 code for a protein of 73 amino acids. Lineage: Eukaryota; Metazoa; Chordata; Aves; Apodiformes; Apodidae. Gene Ontology annotation, cellular component: proteasome regulatory particle, lid subcomplex; proteasome complex.